AUGCGGUCCCUCCUGAUCCCGCUACCGAGACAGCACGCUUUGGCCGCACCCGAGACGGAAAGUGAGAUCCGCAUUCAAAGCAUCGUGAUCCUUACUGUAUCUAUCCUGUCUAUUCUGGGAGGGGGAUGGAUUAUACUCAGCUUCGCUUGCUUCAAGUCGAUGCGGUCUUUCAGGCACUACCUCAUCCUUGGCCUUGCAAUCAGCGACUGCGCCAUGGCGCUUAACUUCCUCCUUUCGUCCUCGAUGAACGUGAGCGGUCGUCUCAUCAGGCACCCAGACCAAGCUGGCUUCUGCAGCUUUAACGGCUUCAUGACGCAGGUCUUCGUCGUUCAGACAGAUUACUGGGUCUUGACGAUCGCCCUCUGCACAUACUUCAUCCUCGCCGACUUCAGGAGACUGUCCUGCUAUGUCCAGAAUCAGCGUUGGCUCUUGAUGGCGCUUCCGUGGGUCUUCUCGAUUGUGUGGGCAUCCCUCGGCUUGGUGCUCGCUGGCUACGGAGACAUCGGCGCGUGGUGCUGGUUCACGUCCGAUAAAGUCCGUCUCCUGGUCAACUUUGUGCCCCGUUGGGUCGUUAUCGGUGCCAUGCUGGGCAUGUAUUCGCAUCUGGCCUUCAUUCUAUGCCGCGCACACGGCCGGUUUCAGUUCCCGCCCGAGUACUCGUCGGAAGAUCCGACAUCCUCUGGCUCAAGGACUCUAUAUGCUGCGAUGCAACCUGGGCCAAGGUCGGGAGUUAUGAACAAUACCAGCUCAAACGGCGCGGGACGACAACGGAAACACCAGAAAACCAACUUAAAGUUGAAGAUGCUCGCUCGUCUGAUGCUCAUGUACCCAAUCGUAUACAUGCUGAUCUGGAUACUGCCCACCGCUGUCCGCAUAUAUCAGUCUUCCAAGGGCGUACCGGCGCCGUUUGCGUUGCAGACAGUGGAUAAGGCAUGCAUCGUUCUUCAAGGCUUCGUUGACGCCAUAGUAUAUGGCGUGAACGAGUCCUCGCUAUCCAACUGGCGCAAUCUGCUCUUUCCCAGGCCAUUCCCCGUCACGGACGGUAUCAGCCUAACCCACGUUAGGAAGCCGAUUCCUCCCCGCUUCCCGUCCUCCAGGGUAAGCGAUUGUGAGGCUGUUAUCGGUGAUCCGGCUAACAGUCUCUGCACAACUGUCCCGGAGACAACAACCAAAUGGUCUGAAGCCAACGAGUCAUCGGAGGGUUUAGCAUGA
Scedosporium apiospermum is the source of this 1212-nucleotide messenger RNA. RefSeq lists its product as uncharacterized. Lineage: Eukaryota; Fungi; Ascomycota; Sordariomycetes; Microascales; Microascaceae. Gene Ontology annotation, biological process: adenylate cyclase-activating G protein-coupled receptor signaling pathway. Gene Ontology annotation, cellular component: plasma membrane. The coding region runs from base 1 to 1212 and encodes 403 amino acids. Gene Ontology annotation, molecular function: G protein-coupled receptor activity. The record is from RefSeq and is a predicted model, not a curated record. The transcript is spliced from 6 exons.